CAUCGUCGCCGUCGCUGAAAAGUCGGGGGAAAAAAAAGAAGUAUUGUGUCGCGUCCCUUUGGGCACCGUACGUACGUGGUGUGUCGAUCGUGCGCGUGCUUUCGAACUGCUGCUGUGAAGGUUGGUGUUUCAUCUCCAAAAGAACUACGUCGCCGGGUUUGGGGGAACGUAACGCAACGGAAGAAACAUGGCCGACGACAAGUAUGGACGAAGCGACAGCUACAGAGUUGCAGUUAACCCGAGGGUUCCCGAUGACGGCCGGACGCCAGACGGGCGGCCUAGGGCUCGGCGGAAGAUCGGAAAGAAGGAAAAGGAACAGAACUUGGAUGACCUCAAGCAGGAAGUGUCGAUGGAUGAGCACAAAAUCCCCAUCGAAGAACUUUAUGCACGACUUGGCACGAAUCCAGCCACAGGCCUCACAUCACAACAAGCUAGGGAAGUUUUUGAAAGGGACGGUCCAAACUCUUUAACACCCCCUAAGAAGACACCAGAAUGGGUCAAAUUCUGUAAGAACCUCUUUGGGGGUUUCUCCUUACUACUGUGGAUUGGCGCGGUGCUCUGCUUCAUCGCAUAUUCCAUCCAGGCAGGCACAUUUGAGGAACCGCCCGAUGAUAAUUUGUACCUGGGGGCAGUAUUGGCCAUUGUAGUUAUUGUAACAGGUUGUUUCUCCUACUAUCAAGAAGCCAGGAGUUCAAAAAUUAUGGAGUCUUUCAAAAACAUGGUUCCACAGUAUGCCAUAGUGAUCCGUGAUGGACAAAAGUUACACCUUCCCGCUGAGGAGGUUGUGGUGGGAGACGGGUGUGAGGUAAAAGGUGGUGAUCGAAUCCCUGCUGACAUCCGGGUCAUCCAAGCACAAGGUUUCAAAGUGGACAACUCGUCCUUGACCGGAGAAUCUGAGCCCCAGACGCGCUCGCCAGAGCUUACGAACGAGAAUCCGCUGGAAACGAGGAACUUGGCCUUCUUCUCCACCAACUGUGUUGAAGGUGGGUUGGAAAAGUAGCUUUGGGAUGCGAAAGUAUGAGAACUACUGUG
Rhipicephalus sanguineus (brown dog tick) is the source of this 1032-nucleotide messenger RNA. RefSeq names its product sodium/potassium-transporting ATPase subunit alpha. The transcript has 6 exons. Gene Ontology annotation, biological process: potassium ion import across plasma membrane; proton transmembrane transport; intracellular sodium ion homeostasis. Lineage: Eukaryota; Metazoa; Arthropoda; Arachnida; Ixodida; Ixodidae. Bases 188 to 1000 code for a protein of 270 amino acids. Gene Ontology annotation, molecular function: P-type sodium:potassium-exchanging transporter activity. The record is from RefSeq and is a predicted model, not a curated record.